Molecule: messenger RNA, 2123 nt
Organism: Trematosphaeria pertusa
Lineage: Eukaryota; Fungi; Ascomycota; Dothideomycetes; Pleosporales; Trematosphaeriaceae
Exons: 1
Coding region: 368-1975 (535 amino acids)
Biological process (GO): tRNA methylation
Cellular component (GO): cytoplasm
Molecular function (GO): tRNA methyltransferase activity
Source: RefSeq, a predicted model, not a curated record
GGGAAGGCUGGAGGCCGACUUACGCGUCACAUUCGUUUAUCAGAUCUAAGUUUGAGAGGGACAUUGUGAUUAUCGCUCAAUGUAGGUGUGCGAUGUGAGGGAGGGUAGAUUAGCAUAUGCAUAAGCAUACUUGAAAGCUGCGUCAUAUCGGGCCCGAGCUUUGGACUCAUAGUGGCGGGGCAAAGGACUGUUGUUAAUGGUGUGGUGUUAGCGAAACUAAAGAGCUAUUCUGCUCAUUCGCGCCGCUCGUUCAUUCCAAGAUUAAAGGGUACGCAAAAGCCGUCGAAUAUGCGUGCCUACACAUUUUUCCGGUUCCGCUAGCGCUUUGCUCUCCGAGGUAAACCUGUAGCGCAUAUUGGAACAGGGGAUGAACAACAACGACCGGAUCGCACUACUUGUGCAUCGACGAUACGUCAAGAAAGUCAAAUCUGCUUUGGAGCAGCAAAGCCUACUUGAUCAAGCUAUAAAGAUCACUUCGGAGGACACCCAUUUCAAAGAUAAAGAAGAUGGGACACGAGCGGGACCUCGAAUGGUAAUCCCAACCACCAUCCCAUCCAAUCGCGGAGAGCAUCACACAAAGAAACGCAAGCAGAAUGUGCCCCAGAAGGACGCUAUACUUGCGGAUCUCGGACUCGUGGAUCUCAAAAACGAGGUCUCAAUAUCAUCCCAUACUCUCAAGUCAUUAAGAGCAACCCCGACACCUCGGAACCCCGUCCACAAAGCUCUGAGGGAAGCGUUGAAGUCACUCCCGGACGCACUGUUUGUGUCCCUUAAAGUCUCAUGCGACGAACUCUUGUCCUCUUUUCCAGAUUCCUACACGAUCUAUAAACCUAUGCUUCUCUUACCCCAUAAUACCUUCGGUUCAGCACCUUGGAUCAAACUCCUUUGUUCUCAUCCGGCCGACUCGUCAAUUCUCCAGCCGGUAUGGAAGAAAGUAGCAGGAGCCGUAAGCGCUACUCAUAUAGCCAUCAACGCUGGCAUUCCUCUCGAAACGGGCACAUCUUCCCUCUGUGGCAGAAGGUCACCCGUCCCACCGAAAGACAAUAUCCUACGCAGCCCCGUGAACAUAGCGCCCCUAUACGGUGACUUCGGCCCAUUACCCACCCCGCAACUCCACUCGACACCCACGCGCACCGACUUCGACGAAGCCUUCUGGGUCUCCCACACGCAAAACGGUAUCCACCAAACCUGGGCCCCUCUCUACACCAUGUUCAGCCGCGGCAAUAUCCGCGAGAAAACACGUCUCCUCAAUCUACCCUCCGUUCUGGACUCUAUCCGCGCAGGUAAAGGCAAGAAUAAAUCAUCCUUCUCCAGCGACAAUGUCCACGACGCGUAUAAGGCUGGAUGCACUGCCGUAGAUCUCUACGCUGGGAUCGGAUACUUUGCGUUCUCGUACAAGGCCGGUGUUAGCAAAGUGCUGUGCUGGGAACUGAAUCCAUGGAGCAUUGAAGGAUUGAGGAGAGGUGCGGAAAGAAACGGCUGGACGACGCAGAUCUUUGCGGAUUAUCUAGAGGAGGAUGAGGCGGGGACGGAGUGGGCUAAUAAGGUCGAGGAUGCGGAUUUCUUGGUCUUCCAGCAGUCGAACGAGUAUGCCCUUAGCCCCAUUGUCGCACUCCACUCCUCUUCCAACUUCACUCUACCCCCAAUUCGACAUGUCAAUUGCGGCUUCCUCCCCUCAUCCCGGCUUUCCUGGCCCACCGCAAUUAAACUUAUAGAUGCCGACCUGGGCGGUUGGAUCCAUGCUCACGAGAACGUGGGUAUCCAUGACGUCGAACAAAGGAAGCAAGAAGUUGUCGCUGAGAUGCAGAAUUGCCUAGAUCAAUGGAAGGCGGAAGAGGGCAGCUGCGGGUCGUAUCGGAGACGGGUGCGGUGCGAGCAUGUCGAGAGGGUAAAGACGUAUGCGCCGGGCGUCCUUCAUGUGGUUUUUGACAUAAGGGUCGAUGGCCUGAGAGAUGUGGAGGACUCGCUAGCAUAGGUCUCUCGUGCAGCCAGGACGGGUGAUGAGAAGUGAAUGCCCUCGAGGCGUGCCGUGUCAAAUUAUACAUGGAACAAGAUAGACCUACGAUGACCCCAAAGCAUUCCACACGAUAUGUGCAGUCCGCCUGUUUUGGAAAGGCUGAGUA